GUCAUUGGAUGGGUGACCAAAAAUUACUAUCUCGGGCUUCUCCGUGCUUCGGAAGGCACGUUAAGCCGUUGGUCCCGGCCGCAUCUGCAGUCGUUAGCACCCACCAAUCCGCUCUGGGCCCGCGUGGUGGGUCAUGGCCCAAUCUCCCUAUUCAAUCAAUAGGGAAGGCCUGUGCCUCAGCGUGGCGACAUGCAGAUUAUGAUAAUUAUACGUAUUUAAGUUUGUCUACGAAUAUUGCACAAUGCUAUUUGACUGACCAUUUAAAUACUUCUCAUAAGGGAAAACAAUUGCCUUGUGUGCUGUUCUGUUUUGGAUUGUACAAACAAUAAGUUUUUUUUUUUAAUUAUAAAACAAUAAAUAAGCUUAGUUUUUAUAGUACAGUAUAUACAAAUUCUGUUUUGAAAUAUUAUUUUUUAUAAAAUAUAUUAUUAUUAUUAUAUAUACAUAUUAUUAAAUAAGUAUAUUUAUAUAGAAAUAUAUAUUAAACAUCCAUGACUGGAGUACAAAUGCUCGUAUUCAUCACACAAACAUCUGCCCCCACCGGGAUUCGAACCCGGGACCUCUCGAGUCGGCGACACCAUGAAACCCGGCGUAC
This is a messenger RNA of Chilo suppressalis (striped riceborer), 595 nucleotides long. The record is from the annotation of a GenBank genome assembly. NCBI's taxonomy places the organism in Eukaryota, Metazoa, Arthropoda, Insecta, Lepidoptera, Crambidae.